UUAUAUUUUUUAAUUCAAAAUCAAUUCUAUUUUUACAAUCACCUUGGACAAAUUUUUUAAAUUCCUUGAGACACCAUGAUUAGUCCAUGUCCAAUAUAAACUGUAAUUCUGCUUUGUUUCAAAUGGCUUAUAUAUAACACCAAUAAUCGGUUGUCCUUUCACAGCUACGCAUACCAUAGUAGAUACAUAUUGAAGUAAAUUCUCUAAAAAUAUAAAAGAAUACUGUCAAAUAUUUCAAAUUUAAUUUUUUAGUUAAAUGAAGAUAAAAAUAUGAUAAAGAUGUACUGUUACCUGUGAACUCUUUGGUAGCAUCAAGAGGAUCUAUCCAAAUUGUAAUAUCGUUAAUGUUCACGAUGUCAUCGCUUAAAUCAUAUCCAUCAAUACUUUUUACAGAGUUCUUAAUGUUUUCCACUACAAUUUCGUCACAAUCCUGCGAAGUUUCCUCAGAUAUCACAGUAACUCCUGGGAAUGAUUCUGUUAAAGCACGAUACAUGGCACAGUGAGAUCUAUAAUCCGCUGCUGUUACUGGAUCAUUGACUCCUUUAAAGAAGCACGCAGUUCGCUGGCGGGAAGCAACGGCUGGAUGUUAAAUUUCAAAGAUCGCUCGUGUUUGCCGUUCAAAUAACGUCACUUCCAUCCUUCUUUCAAGACUUCCAGAAACGCCGAUGAGACCAAGUCGUUCGAAUUGCGAAGUGGAAGAAGAGGAGCUCCUUAUGCUCCCUAUCACCUCAUUCGUCAAAAAACAUCAACAUCUAACAUAAGAAGCAGUACCUACCUCAAGAUCUACUAAAGCCCAAGUACUUAUCUUAGGAAGAGAAUCUGGCAGCAUGAGCAGCACCUUAUAAACAAAGCUGAACUGCCAAUAAAAGGAAGAAAGAGGAGAUUCGAUGUUGACGUUACAGUUCGGACAGUGCGGGAAUCAGCUCGGACACAACUUGUUCUCGAAGAUAUCAGCUGAUCUCGAGAGUUCGAACACCGGCGUGUCUUACAAGGCGAAUUACGAGUACGCAGAAAGCACGGUCGAGAAAUGGUUCGACGGAAUGACAGGAGGCGCCCGGCAUUUCGCCAGAGCGAUACUCGUCGACACCGAGGAGAAGGUAGUGAAGAAGAUUAGCAAGGAAACGAACGCGUCGUGGACCUAUCGGAUGAGCAACGUCGUUUGUCAAUCCGGAGGUGGCUGCGCCAACAAUUGGGCUUAUGGUUACAAGAUCAACAGUCAACGCUUGUCGAAUUCUGUGUUGAACGUCACGCGACAAGAGCUUGAGAAAUUGGAUCGUUUCCAGGGAUUUCUGCUGCUCCUCAGUUCAGCUGGUGGCACGGGAUCUGGAAUUGGAAGCCGUAUGGUUGAAAUUUUGCGCGAGGAGUACGAGACUAAGUCCAUCGGUGCUGCCAUUGUGCUACCAUUUACCUUCGGAGAAGUCUGCACUCAGAAUUACAAUACUAUAUUGACUCUGGCUGAGUUUUGCGAUGAAGCAGAUCUUUCUGUGUUGUUUGAGAACCAGCAGAUGCAUGCGAUGAGCACCAGUUUGUUGAAGAAUUCGAAUACUACGUUAUGUGAUAUAAACAGUAUCAUUUCUGAGAAUCUGCUCGCUGCUUUUCAACCUACUAACAAUGCAAGGUACGACAUGAAUUUUUUAAUAUCCAAAAUAGCUGCGCAUCCCAAUUUUAGAUUUGUAACAAUCAAGAGCACUCCAUAUGUCCCUGCAACAUCUUUACAAUAUGAACUUACUCACAAGUGGGAUGUGUAUGUACGUCAUUUGAAACAGACUCUUCGAAUAUCAAAAUCACAAACGGAAUUGACAAAUGUUCAGUUAAAAACACCAAAUCCUAUACUGGGCAAAACAAUUGUGUCUCAUAUGUACAGUCCUUGUGUAUCUAAUGUUCUUGUAACACGUGGAAAAUCUAUGCAGAAUGAUGUUGUAGUGUUGGAAGAUCUGCAGAAAAGACAUCUAUACUCAGAUUGGAGCACAUUAGAAUUUUUCACUCAUUUGCAUCAAGAACGCAAGUUUCUGAAUCGAGACAAGUUCUUAGCAUUGGUCACCAACAAUUCAGAGAUACAUCGACCAUUGAAUGUAUAUCUGGAUAAAGCAUGGAGUUCUUACAAAUUUGCAGCUUUCUUACAUCAAUAUAAACAAUUUGGUUUAGAGGAAGAUGAUUUCUUGGAAGCUUUUGCAAAAGUUGAGAACAUAGUGCAAGAAUAUAAAAACUUGAAGAGUUUCAGUGAAAAUUAAGUUUUUUUUAUAUAAACUUUGUAUGUGUAUAUUACUGAUAUUUCUAUCUGAUUAGUUUAACAUAUCUUUAAACAAGAGAACAAACUUUCCAUCUGAUUAGUUUAAUAUAUCUUUAAACAAGAGAACAAACUUUUAUUGUUUUUCAGUUACAAAACGAUAAAAUUUUAACUUUAAAAUUUUAAUGAUAUUCUAUAAUUAUUUGUGAAUAUGGAGCACAUAGUAACUAAAAUUCUUAUAAUAUUUUUUUGUGGAAUAUAGUGCAGCAGCACAUAGUUAUUUGAACAAAGAAUUUUCUGCAAUUUUAUACAAAACAUAAGCAUAUAUAUAUAUGUAUAUAUAAUAUGUACUUUAUAAUAUAUAUA
This is a messenger RNA of Nylanderia fulva, 2593 nucleotides long. RefSeq names its product tubulin delta chain. Gene Ontology annotation, molecular function: structural constituent of cytoskeleton; GTP binding. Gene Ontology annotation, cellular component: microtubule. The record is from RefSeq and is a predicted model, not a curated record. Gene Ontology annotation, biological process: microtubule-based process. NCBI's taxonomy places the organism in Eukaryota, Metazoa, Arthropoda, Insecta, Hymenoptera, Formicidae.